Messenger RNA from Vigna angularis (adzuki bean), 1209 nucleotides. Its product is annotated as probable pinoresinol-lariciresinol reductase 3. The transcript has 5 exons. The record is from RefSeq and is a predicted model, not a curated record. NCBI's taxonomy places the organism in Eukaryota, Viridiplantae, Streptophyta, Magnoliopsida, Fabales, Fabaceae. Bases 97 to 1038 code for a protein of 313 amino acids. Gene Ontology annotation, molecular function: oxidoreductase activity.
AUACAAAGAGAAAUGAGAAAGGAGUGAACCCUAAAAGCCUGAAUAGAGAGAUAUAGAUAAUUGAGAUUGUUACAAGGAGCAAAGGAAGAAGUUAGCAUGGAAAAGAGCAAAAUAUUGAUAAUUGGGGUAACAGGAAGUUUGGGAUAUCAUUUAGCAGAAGCAAGUCUGAAAUUUUGUCAUCCAACGUUUGCUCUCGUCAGACACUCUGCAUUCUCUCACCCAAUCAAAGCCCAGAAACUUCACUCCCUCUCUCAAGGCGGAGCCACCCUUCUCACAGGUUCGAUGGAAGAUGAAACCGCCCUGGCGGAGGCUGUGAGGCUUGUAGAUGUGGUCAUUUGCGCCGUUUCAGCCCAACAAUGUCUGCAUCAAAAGCUCCUUAUCCGAGUUAUCAAACAACUUGGCUCUGUUAAGAGAUUCAUCCCAUCUGAAUUUGGAUCAGAUCCUACCAGGGCUCACGUGUCAGAGCUUGAUGAUUUGUAUAAUUUCUAUGCACCCAAAGUUGAAAUCCGUGGACUUGUGGAGGCUGAAGGCAUUCCAUACACUGUCAUCUCAUGCAAUUUUUUCAUGAAGAUUUUGCUUCCUUCUCUUGCUCAGCCAGGCUUAGAUGCUCCUCCAAGGGACAAGGUCACAGUAUAUGGUAAUGGGAAUACAAAAGGUUUCUUUGCAGGUGUCUUCAUGAAGGAAAGUGAUGUUGCUGCCUUCACUAUCAGUACAGUUGAUGAUCCUCGUACCUUAAAUAAAGUGUUGUAUUUGAGACCCCCAGAAAACGUUUGUUCUUUGAAUGAGCUGGUUGAAAUGUGGGAGAUUAAGAUUGGCAAGAAGCUUGAGAGAUUGCAUGUCUCUGAAGGAGAGUUGCUCCAGAAAAUAAAAGGAACUUCUUACCCUGCCAACUAUGAAUUGCUCUUCAUAUAUUCUGCUUUCAUAAAUGGAGAUCACACAUACUUUGAUAUUGAGCCACCCUCUGGUGUGAAUGGUACACAACUAUAUCCACAUGUGAAAUAUACCACAAUCAGUGAAUUCUUAGACACACUAGUUUAGGCUGUAUUUGAGAAUGCUGAGAAGUGUGCAGUGGACAUAUUUUUACUUACAAAUUUUCAUUUUUCGACAUGUUAUGUUUAUUUAUUUGACUUCUUUCUAAGGAUAAGUUGAAAAUGUAUAUAACUGUGUUGAGCCAACUAAAAGGGCAAUGCCUGCUCUCAAUUUCGUUAA